This is a messenger RNA of Chrysemys picta bellii (western painted turtle), 1607 nucleotides long. The record is from RefSeq and is a predicted model, not a curated record. NCBI's taxonomy places the organism in Eukaryota, Metazoa, Chordata, Testudines, Emydidae.
CUAACCCCCUCCUCUCCCCUGCUGCAGGAGCACCUCUGCCCCCCAGCGGCGAUUCCCGGCCCGGAGGAGAAGUCAGCUCCGAAGGACCCGGAGCCCCACGCGAUGGACGCCCCGUCCCCGGAGCUCCAGCGGCGGAUACAGCAGUUGGAGGUUAUGGUGACGUCCUUGCGCCGGGAGCUGCAGAGCCAGGCCGGCACCAUGGAAGCUCUGCGACGUCGGUGCCUCCAGGACCAGCCGUCCCCGGGGAUCUCCGCGGAGUCGUCCGGCUGCUCCCAUGGGGCUUGGGGGGCUGUGGCGACGUCCCCGGAGCUGGCCAGCACCGACGGGACCCUGGUUUGGAAGCUCCAAGGGUUCUCCAAGCUGCUAGGGGACGCCAAGGCCGGGAGGAGAGCGUCCAUGUAUUCCUCGGUCUUCGCCACCCACCCCUUCGGCUACCGGCUCUGCCUCCGGCUCUACCCGGACGGGGAUGGGGCCGGCCAGGGGACCCACCUCUCGCUGUUCAUGGCCUUGGCCAAGGGGCCCUACGAUGAUCUCCUGCCUUGGCCUUUCCUCUGCAAGGUCACCUUCUACCUCCUGGAUCCCUGGCGGCGGAGGCCGGCCCUGAGGGAGACGUUCGCCCCUGACCCCUGCAGCACGUCCUUCCAGCAGCCCCGGGGCCAGCUCAACGUGGCUAGCGGGAGCCCCCUCUUUGCCCCCCAUGGACAGCUCCAAAACUACCUCAAAGAUGACACCCUCUACGUCAAGGUGGUGGUGGACACGUCUGGGAUGGAGGUGUGAGCUUUGGGGGUGGGGGGUUCCUCUGCCCCCAUAGCCUCCUGACUCUUCCUAUUCCUCCCUCAGCCCCCCUAAAGCUCUGACCCCCAAUGCUGCCCCCUACCACCCUCCAGCUCUCCCGCCAAAGACUUAGAAACAGCUUUCCUUGUGCGUUAGCGGCUCGGAAAUCUUCCAGCUGCCAGAGGUGAAUGUAGUGGAAGUUACCCUUGUGGCUUAGAACACUACACGCUUGUUGGGCUUUUAAAGCUAAGCAGGGGGGGGGUUGGUUCUGAGAACAGAUGGGAGACCUGAGACCCCCAUGCUCAGCAGGGACUGGGCUGUUUGGGGGCUUGCAAGGGAGGGAGACGUGGGGGUUGAGUUGAGCAGGCUCUGGGCUGUUUGAGCCAGACCCCAAUGCUCAGCGGGGCCUGGCUGGUUUCUGCAGGCAGAUGGGAGACUAAUUUGCCGGCCACUGGGUUGUCUGGCUGAUGAUAAUUGAUGACCGUUAAUAACGACCCGAGCUGCACACAGGACGGCGACGUUCGCGGGUCUCUCUAAGCAAUGAAUUGUCUAUUUAUCUAUUUAUGUAUUUAUUGGCCGGCUGCUGGUGCGCUGGGCUGAGUCGUUCCCCCGGGGGAAGGAGGAGUCUGUGUGUGCGUGUGCAUGUGCGUGUCUGUGUGUGUGCGUGUGAAGCACAAUUAAUCCGGCCCCUGUGCACAGUCACUGACCUAGGACACGUCCAGCUCCCUCACCCCGUAUUUAUCGUCAGCGUUUGGUUUAUGUAUUGUGUGAUAUUGUAAUAAAAAUCUUGGUGCCCCACUCGUGUUACUGUCCUUGUCACAGCGCCCAGCGAG